UAAGGAGGAGUAGAGUGGGGGGUAAGGGGGAGUAGAGGGGGUGAGGGAGUAGAGUGAAGGGGGAAGGGAAGAGUAGAGGUAAGGGUAAGGGGGAGUAGAGUGAAGGGGAUAGCAGAGUAGAGUGAAGGGUACUGAUGGGUAAUAAGGAUCACUCGGAGUCCUCUUAUAACGAGAAAACACUAUACUUUAAUUUUUUAAUAGUCUUAUGUCACAGCACUUAUUUCCCUCCACGAACUUUACACAAUGACCCAACAACAUCAACAACAAAAUAGUGCCAAUAUUUUUGAAUUUGAAGCUCAUAUAGCCCAUUUUAAAACACAAUUAAAUGCUUGUUUUGCUUUACAAAGAGCAUUUGCUAAUUCUCACGGUUCAAUGAUUUGGAGGCAAUUACGAGAACAUCAAAUACGAAAAAUGACAAAUUAUGGAUAUGAAAAUAAAGGGUUUCUUGAUUCGGCUGUUACAUUUUAUGCUCAUAUGUUAUACAAUUUGGGGGUUUUGGCUGCUAGAAUACAGGGAUUCGCUUAUGAAAUUCGCAACAAUAAAACCUUCGUUUCUGGCCAUUCUGAUUUGGUUAAACCAUUAUUGGCAAUUGUAAAAUAA
Messenger RNA from Meloidogyne enterolobii, 600 nucleotides. The record is from the annotation of a GenBank genome assembly. Lineage: Eukaryota; Metazoa; Nematoda; Chromadorea; Rhabditida; Meloidogynidae.